GUCACUAGCUUCUUCUAGUCACAGCUAGAAGUUGAAAUUGAUACACACAAGUAAGCCUCUCAUCAGAGCUUUUCAUGAGAACUAUGAUUUCAAAAAUUCUCGUAUGCAUUCUGGUUCCUUUCGUUGUGCUGUCGAUAAUGUUUGAUCCAGCGGACGCACAGGCGUGGAACGACGGUGACGGGGGCAAAGUUAAAUGGCAAUAUGAUUGCGACUUUCCCGGCAAUGAUAUCGGAAAUCAAAGAGUUCCUGGUGACCAAUGUGGCGGCCUUUGUAUUAACACAAAUGGGUGCAACCACUUUAGUCACUUUAAUGGAAUCUGCUAUUUGAAAAAGGCAUCAAGCAUCCCUCCCCGUAAACAGACAAGCGGUGGCGGAGGCCUAUGUGGAUUCCUAACAGGGCGAGAUCACGUUCAACACGCCAUCCGAGCUGGACUGGUGCCAGUUCGAGGUGUCAAUUUGGGUGGAUGGUUGGUUGUUGAAAAUUGGAUCAAUUCGAAAGACCCGCUCUGGGACGGAGUCCCCAGUACUGUUUCCAGCGGAGGAGAAAUGCAAACGAUGAGAUAUCUAGGUCACGAAGUGGGAGAUGCUCGUUUUCGAACUCACUGGGACACUUUUGUCACCGAAGAAGAUAUCGCCAGCAUUGCUCGUAAUAGUUUGAAUACUGUACGAGUUCCCAUUGGCUGGUGGAUCCUCGGCUACGACACACACGAUCCUUCCAACCAACAAGGAUACAAGACGUUUGCUCCAGGAGGAUUAUACUUUUUGGAUCGUUUGGUCCAGGAAUGGGCCAUCAAAUACAAUGUGGCCGUCCUGAUUGGCAUCCACGCAGCUAAGGGAAGCCAAAACGGCAACGACCACAGUUCGCCGUCGGAUCCUGGACAGGUCUACUGGUCCCAGUAUCCGGAAAACAUCGACAACACGCUGGAAGUGGCCCGUUUCUUCGCUUCACGCUACCGUAACACUCCUUCCUUCCUGGGCGUGGAACUCCUGAACGAGCCCACCUCGGUGGACGUGGCCAAGCUCAAAGAUUACUACCUGAGGGCGUACGACGCCAUCCGGACGACCGGAAACGAUUGCAUCCUAGUCACCUCUCCGAUCCUGCGGGAGCAGAACGCCGGGACCAGCAGCGACUGGGAGAAUUUCAUGCCGUCGCCGGCCUACACCAACAUGUGGCAUGACUGGCACAAGUACCUCAUUUGGGGAUACGAGGGCAAAACGGCCGACUGGAUUAUGAAGGAAGGUGUGGCCCUGAUUGCCGCCGACAUUGCGGCCUGGACGGGCGCACCGCUGGUCAUGGGCGAAUGGUGUGUGGCCGCUCCGGGCAGUGCCGUCUUCACCGACGUGACGCUGAAGCAGUACGCCUACAACAUGAUCACCACCAUGGAGGCCAUGAAGGGUGGCUGGACCAUGUGGACCUGGAAGCAGGAAGGAAAAAAUCCCAGGCCGGACGGACAGGGUGGAUGGAGCAUGAAGGAUUUGAUCAACGACUGUAUUAUGGAUCCGAAAUGGUGGAAUAACACCUCCACCGUAUGUCCAUAAUACUAUUUAAUAUCGAUUAAUUGGCAUUUCCCCUAGUCUGUAUAAUGCUUCUGUGCUGAACACCUUUCAAAUGGUUCUAUAUAUAAUACACUGUAUAAAUACACUU
Messenger RNA from Daphnia pulicaria, 1644 nucleotides. Its product is annotated as probable glucan 1,3-beta-glucosidase A. Lineage: Eukaryota; Metazoa; Arthropoda; Branchiopoda; Diplostraca; Daphniidae. Gene Ontology annotation, molecular function: beta-glucosidase activity; protein binding. The record is from RefSeq and is a predicted model, not a curated record. Gene Ontology annotation, cellular component: cell surface; extracellular region. Bases 75 to 1538 code for a protein of 487 amino acids. Gene Ontology annotation, biological process: glucan catabolic process; proteolysis. The transcript has 6 exons.